Kockovaella imperatae is the source of this 483-nucleotide messenger RNA. RefSeq lists its product as hypothetical. The record is from RefSeq and is a predicted model, not a curated record. NCBI's taxonomy places the organism in Eukaryota, Fungi, Basidiomycota, Tremellomycetes, Tremellales, Cuniculitremaceae. Gene Ontology annotation, cellular component: mitochondrion. The annotation marks the transcript as partial. The transcript has 4 exons.
CAUCCAUUUGACUCUUACGCGUUCGUACAGUCGCUCAAGUCGGCUUCCUUCAAACAGGCACCGGCUGAAGCUGUGAUGGAAGCCGUGCGGUCUCUAGUCGUAGAACGAGGUGAUCAGGCAGCGAGCAGGAUGUUAAGUCAAGAGGACAGGGAGAAUCAAUCAUACCUCUUCAGAGCGGCUCUGGCGGAGCUACGGACAGAGCUCAGUGUCAGGGCAAGGAACGACAGUCUUGCGCUCAAAGCUGCGUCUGGAGCGAUUCGACGAGAAGUCGAUCAAUUGGAGCAAAAGAUGAAGGAGGACGUGGAGACGCUAAGGCAUGAUAUCGAAUUAGACACAAAUAACCGCAAAGCAGAGACUCGAGCGGAGCUCAAAGGCUUCAACCUGGAUAUCGAGGAAAUCAACAACAAAUUUACCAUAUCCCUGGGUGACCUACGGACAGAGAUCGAAGCAGCUAAAUGGGAGCAGACCCGACGUGCUGUUGGU